CCCUUCUUCCGUUCCCACUCCAACUCACGGAGUCACAGUUCAAACGAAAAAAGACCAGUUUGAUUAUUCUAUUUCCGUUUCUCCUUCAUUCUCCGUUUCACUCUUUUUCACAGUUUUUUCUUUCCUUUGACCUAACCUACCCCUCUCCUUAAUUCCUUGUCUUGUGUUUUGUGUGAAGAACAUACUUUACCUUCUCUUCCCUUCUCUCUCUGGUUUUAACAAAAACUGAAGCGUUUGCCGCAUAAUCAUGCACCCUCCACGACAGCAGUCACAAGGUGGUGAAGGACUACGAACUUCUCUGUCUCUAGUUUCUUCAGAUCCCCGCCUUUCACUUGAGGAGCCUAGAUCAAACACUGGCAAUCUCCGUGAAUCUCCGACUGAAAGUGCCAGUUCUCGGGAAAUUUGGCCUCCUGCUGCAGCAAUAAAAAGGGAGAGUGACUGCCCUGAUCAGGCUGUUAUACGUCGUGUUUCUGGUUCUGACAAAAUUACUCUUCAUGACGUUGCAAGAGAACGAGUUGAUAUUAUAUGUGAAAAAAUGGUUCAUCUACCUUCCGAAUUUCUUGACGAACUGAAAAAUGAACUUCGAGUUAUCCUUGAAGGAGGGAAUGGCUCGCAGCAUAGAGAGGAAUUUUUUAUUUUGCAGAAGCUUGUUCAGAGUAGAUCUGAUUUAACAACCAACACAUUGGCACGAACACAUCGUGUGCAGCUCGAAAUCCUUGUUGCCAUAAAUACUGGAAUUCAGGGAUUUUUACAUCCUAGUAUCAAUCUAUCUCAGGCUUCAUUGAUUGAGAUAUUUCUGUAUAAGAGAUGUAGAAACCUAGCUUGUGGGAGCCAGCUUCCUGCUGAAGAUUGUACCUGUGAAACAUGCACCAAUGGAAAUGGUUUCUGCAAUCUUUGCAUGUGUGUUAUCUGCAGUAAGUUUGACUUUGAAGUAAAUACAUGCCGCUGGAUUGGAUGUGAUUUGUGCUCUCAUUGGACUCACACUGAUUGUGCCAUUCGCGAGCAACUUAUUUGUGUGGGCCCUGCUACACAGAAUGGAACAGGGCCAAGCGAAAUGGUAUUUAAGUGUCAAGCAUGCAAUAGGACUUCAGAACUGCUGGGUUGGGUUAAAGAUGUCUUCCAGCAUUGUGCGAUGUCAUGGGAUGGAGAGGCCCUGAUUAGGGAACUUGAUUUUGUCAGUAGGAUCUUUCAUGGAAGUAAAGACCCACGAGGGAGGAAACUCCACUGGAAGUCUGACGAUCUCAAGGAAAAUUUAAGAAGUGGCAAAGUCGAAACUACGGCUGCAUGCACGGGAAUAUUGAUGUUUUUCAAAGAGCUUGAGCUGGACUCUCAAAAGACCCUGGAAAAUGUUGAAAGUGGAAGUGGAAGACUGAUUGUUCCACAGGAGGCAUGCAAUAGAAUUUCAGAGGUGGUGCAUGAGGCUGUAAGAAAUAUGGAAAUGGUAGCCAAUGAGAAGAUGAGAAUGUUCAAGAAGGCUCGGUUGUCUUUUGAUGCUUGUGAACGUGAAUUAGCAGACAAGGCCAGAGAAGCAGGAGAACUAAAAAUGGAUAGGCAAAAAAAGAAGUUAGAGAUUGAAGAACUAGAGAAAAUUGUGAGGCUUAAAAGUGCAGAGGCUGAUAUGUUCCAGAUGAAGUCCAAUGAAGCUAAAAGAGAAGCUGAGCGGCUCCAGAGGAUUCUUCUUGCCAAGUCUGAUAAAUCAGAAGAAGAAUAUACCAGUAAUUAUUUGAAGCAAAGAUUAAGUGAGGCCGAGGCUGAGAAGCAGUAUCUGUAUGAGAAGAUCAAAAUGCAGGAGUCUUCUCGUAUAUUGCAAAGCAGUAGUGGUGGUGACCCCUUGAUGUUUUCCAAAAUUCAUGAUCUUCUCUAUAGUGUUCCUCCCAGUGCAGAUGGUCCAUCUAAUGACUGCCAUCCUUUUCGAACAAACCCAUAAGCCUCGGUUAAGUGUAUGCAUAUUGUAAUCGUCUACCUAUAAUAGUAAUAUUAUUUUAUUACACCAUUGAUGCAGUCGGUGUCACUAGGUUCGAGACGUUUCAGACAAUCUAACCCUUCGUGGGAAGAGGUAGUAGUAAUUUGUUGUCCCGAUCUAUGUUUGAAUACAUUUUGAUUUGUGAAAUCUAAUUAGUUAAUCAAUAUGUUUGGAAUA
Molecule: messenger RNA, 2140 nt
Organism: Vigna angularis (adzuki bean)
Lineage: Eukaryota; Viridiplantae; Streptophyta; Magnoliopsida; Fabales; Fabaceae
Product: OBERON-like protein
Exons: 3
Coding region: 248-1927 (559 amino acids)
Cellular component (GO): nucleus
Source: RefSeq, a predicted model, not a curated record